Durio zibethinus is the source of this 4067-nucleotide messenger RNA. Its product is annotated as ubiquitin C-terminal hydrolase 12-like. Gene Ontology annotation, biological process: protein deubiquitination; regulation of protein stability. The record is from RefSeq and is a predicted model, not a curated record. Lineage: Eukaryota; Viridiplantae; Streptophyta; Magnoliopsida; Malvales; Malvaceae. Gene Ontology annotation, molecular function: protein binding; cysteine-type deubiquitinase activity. Gene Ontology annotation, cellular component: nucleus; cytosol.
CUCGAAUGGCCUUUUUUCUGCACUAUUUUUUUGUGAGUCGCUUUGCAGCGCCCGCUUCUUCCCUUUAACUUCCCAUCAUCAAAAUUCACUGUUCAUUAUUAUUUUCUUUUUCUUCUCUGGUUUUUUUGCUUUCAAUUUCUUUGAUUUCUGAUCGGACGGUUCUCAUCUCUUUCCAACCAUGACUCUGAUGACUACUCCGCCAUUAGAUGUUUUGGUUGAUCAGAGCUUUGAUUUUGUGGAAGUUUGGAUUUUGAAACAGCAAGAAGACGAGGAGAUGCUUGUGCCGCAUUCGGAUAUAGUCGAAGGACCUCAGCCGAUGGAAGUUGCUCAAGCUGAGCCGGCUAGUACAGUUGAGAAUCAGCUAGUGGAGGAUCCUCCAUAUAUGAAAUUCACUUGGACAAUUGAGAAUUUUUCUAGGCUCAUCACCAAGAAGCACUAUUCAGAUAUAUUUGUUGUUGGUGGUUAUAAAUGGCGGAUACUGAUUUUUCCAAGAGGAAACAAUGUGGAUCACUUGUCGAUGUACUUGGAUGUUGCGGAUUCUACUACAUUGCCAUAUGGUUGGAGUAGAUAUGCUCAGUUUAGCUUGGCAGUGAUUAAUCAAAUCCAUCACAAAUAUUUGAUAAGAAAGGACACCCAACACCAGUUCAAUGCAAGAGAGAGUGAUUGGGGUUUCACAUCAUUUAUGCCUCUUAGUGAUCUUUAUGACCCUAGUAGAGGACAUCUUGUGAAUGAUACUGUUGUUGUUGAAGCUGAGGUUGUUGUUCAUAAGAUACUGGAUUAUUGGUCAUAUGACUCAAAGAAGGAGACUGGUUAUGUUGGACUUAAGAACCAAGGAGCAACUUGUUACAUGAACUCGCUCCUACAAACUCUUUACCAUAUCCCAUACUUCAGAAAGGCUGUGUACCACAUGCCAACGACUGAAAAUGACAUGCCUAUAGGAAGUAUUCCUUUGGCUCUGUUGAGUUUAUUUUAUAAGCUCCAAUAUAAUGACACUAGUGUCGCAACAAAGGAAUUAACCAAAUCUUUUGGAUGGGAUACAUAUGAUUCUUUUAUGCAACAUGAUGUACAAGAACUCAACAGAGUCCUGUGUGAAAAGCUUGAAGAUAAAAUGAAGGGAACUGUUGUAGAGGGGACAAUACAGCAGUUGUUUGAGGGUCAUCAUAUGAAUUAUAUUGAAUGCAUCAACGUGGAUUACAAGUCUACAAGAAAGGAAUCUUUUUAUGACCUUCAGCUUGACGUCAAGGGUUGUCGGGAUGUUUAUGCUUCUUUUGACAAGUAUGUGGAAGUUGAGCGCCUUGAGGGUGACAACAAAUAUCAUGCCGAAGAGCAUGGCUUACAGGAUGCGAAGAAAGGUGUCUUAUUUAUCGACUUUCCCCCUGUUCUUCAACUUCAGCUAAAGCGGUUUGAAUAUGAUUUUAUGCGGGAUACAAUGGUGAAGAUAAAUGACCGCUAUGAAUUUCCUCUUCAACUUGACCUUGAUAGAAAAAAUGGGAAGUAUUUAUCACCUGAAGCGGAUAGGAGUGUUCGCAACCUUUACACACUUCACAGUGUCUUAGUUCAUAGUGGAGGAUUGCAUGGUGGACAUUACUAUGCUUUUAUCAGGCCAACCCUUUCUGACCAAUGGUAUAAAUUUGACGAUGAACGGGUAACAAAAGAAGGUAUAAAGAGGGCAUUGGAAGAGCAGUAUGGUGGUGAGGAAGAGUUUCCACAGACUAAUCCUGGCUUCAAUAACACCCCUUUCAAAUUUACAAAAUACUCAAAUGCGUACAUGCUUGUCUAUAUACGUGAAAGUGAUAAGGACAAAAUAAUUUGCAACGUUGAUGAGAAGGACAUUGCUGAACACUUGAGGAUAAGGUUAAAGAAAGAGCAAGAAGAGAAGGAAGACAAAAGGAGAUAUAAAGCGCAGGCCCACCUUUAUACUAUUAUAAAGGUUGCAAGUGAUGAAGAUGUUCUAGAACAGAUUGGAAAGGACAUAUAUUUUGAUCUUGUGGAUCAUGACAAAGUUAGGAGUUUCCGCAUUCAGAAGCAAACACCUUUCCAUGUUUUCAAGGAGGAGGUUGCCAAAGAGUUUGGCAUACCAAUGCAAUAUCAGCGUUAUUGGAUUUGGGCAAAGCGGCAGAACCAUACAUAUCGUCCCAAUCGACCAUUGACCCCUCAGGAGGAGGCACAAUCUGUUGGACAGUUGAGGGAGGUGUCAAAUAAGGCACACAAUGCAGAACUAAAAUUGUUCUUGGAAGUUGAGCGUGGACAGGAUUUACAUCCUAUUCCCCUACGCAAUAAAACAAGGGAAGAUAUUCUGCUUUUCUUCAAGCUUUAUGACCCGGACAAAGAAGAAUUACGUUAUGUUGGUAGGCUCUUGGUAAAGCUUUCUGGUAAGCCAAUAGAAUAUAUAGCGAAGCUUAAUCAAAUGGCUGGCUUUGCUCCUGAUGAAGAAAUGGAACUUUAUGAGGAAAUAAAGUUUGAGCCUUGUGUGAUGUGCGAGCUCCUUGAUAAGAGAUGUUCAUUCCGGUUAAGUCAGAUAGAAGAUGGGGAUAUCAUAUGCUUUCAGAAGUCUCCUCCAAUUGAAAGUGAAGAAGCAUGCCGAUAUCCAGAUGUGCCUUCAUUUCUGGAAUAUGUACACAACCGCCAGAUUGUUCGUUUUCGAUCUCUAGAGAGACCAAAGGAAGAUGAUUUUUGUCUAGAGUUGUCAAAGAUACAUACUUAUGAUGAUGUUGUGGAAAGAGUGGCUCGCAAAAUUGGUCUGGAUGAUCCAUCCAGAAUCAGGCUCACAUCUCACAACUGCUACUCCCAACAACCUAAGCCACAACCUAUUAAAUACCGAGGAGUAGAGCAUUUGUCAGAAAUGUUGAUCCACCAUAACCAGACUUCUGACAUUUUAUAUUAUGAAGUUUUGGAUAUCCCUUUGCCAGAAUUGCUAGGUCUGAGAAACCUGAAAGUUGCUUUCCUUCAUGCUAUUAAGGAUGAAGUGGUAAUUCACAGUAUUAGAUUGCCUAAACAGAGCACUGUAGGAGAUGUGAUUGAUGAACUCAAGACGAAGGUGGAGUUGUCACAUCCAAAUGCAGAGCUUAGACUCCUUGAAGUCUUCUAUAACAAGAUCUAUAAGAUCUUUCCACCCAGUGAAAAAAUUGAGAAAAUAAGUGACCAAUAUUUGACAUUGCGUGCAGAAGAGAUCCCAGAAGAAGAGAAGAAUCUUGGUCCCCAUGAUCGACUGAUUCAUGUCUACCACUUUACCAAAGAGACUGCCCAGAACCAGAUGCAAGUACAAAAUUUUGGUGAGCCCUUUUUCUUAGUCAUUCAUGAAGGUGAAACUCUGGCUGAAGUUAAAGAGCGGAUACAAAAGAAAUUGCAUGUUCCUGAUGAAGAGUUCUCCAAGUGGAAGUUUGCAUUUAUGUCAAUGGGUCGACCAGAGUAUCUACAGGACUCUGACAUUGUGUUAAACCGUUUUCAGAGAAGAGAUGUUUAUGGUGCUUGGGAGCAAUACCUUGGGUUAGAGCAUUCUGACAACACUCCUAAGAGGGCUUACGUAAAUCAGAACCGUUACACAUUUGAGAAACCAGUUAAAAUAUACAACUAGUAGAAGCUAAUUUUCCAUUAGCACAUUAGUUGAUAUGAAGAUCCUUCAAUGCCUUCGAUGGCAUUGUAGAUAUGGAGAAAAUGCAAAGGGAGGAGUGACAUUUUGGACGGAAGGAUCAAAACUUGCUUAGAGAGAAUUCAUGUAGGGCUCAAUUACUGUUUUUCAUGCGGUUGAGGGAGGGGGAUAGGUUAUAAUUGUAGUGUUUUCACACUGUCGAUGCAUAGCGUGAGCUAUUGCCUGGCUUUGUAUAUAUCUCGCCUUUUGGCCUUUUUAGGAUGGCACCUACUCGAUCUGAGAGGUUGCUGUAUUUCCAUAUAUAGCUGUGUAAUUUAGUAGUACAUAUGAAGAUUUUGACGGGAUGUAUACUGGGUAUAGUUGGUUGCAGUUGUAGAUGACUAUUUUUUUUACUUCCUUUUUCUUGGUUUAUGUCAUGUCCUUUGUCCCAUAGGAGCGUUUGUCGUAAAUUUUUGGGAUUUUAGUGUACAAGAAAUCG